AUGAUCGCCCCGGCUGAACAAUCGAACAAGGAAAGGAUCCGUGGCGGACCAAGUGGUCAUAAGACAUGCCGGCCCAGGACAGGUCGGGUCCUCAGGCUGCAAAAGCGCCGUGUAUUCCACGAGGCUGUCAAUUGUGCGCCGACGAGUCCGUCAGAAAGGGUCCAAGGUCGUCCACUCGACGAAGGUCCUCACAACAAUCCUUCCCAAAACUACCAUGGUCCUGGUUCGAUUCUCCCAUCGGAAUGUUUUAAUCUUGAACUCCUACUUCCAAUAUAAUCGUGAAAAGAGUGUCUUUAUCGGAACAACAUUUUCGGAAGAAACUUGUCAUCCCGCACGAAAUAUCAUGUUUCUCCAGCCUGAAAUGCACUAAUCCUUCCGAUUUGAGGCCUGACCUCUUUUUUUUUGAUUUUGAAAACAAAAAAUAAUACUGAAGUUAUGUUCUCGUUAUUUGAAGAGAAGUUGGUAUAGAAUUCAAGAAAAAUUUUUGUGUACUAAACUAUUAAAUUUUCCUUCAUAUUUUUUUUAAAGACCGCCUUUUUUUUCAUAAUUUCUGGAAAAUUUUAGGGGUGCGGCUUUUUCUCCACUUUGAUCAUCGUCUUAUUUUUUUUCUCCAUAAGCGUUCAAUUAUACUUGAUCUUUCUACCUCUGCUCGUAGCUCCCCCCCUUUUUUACGAAUUUUUUUUUCUUUACUCGAUGUCGAUGAGAUCUGACUAAAGCAACAAAAUAAACUAUUUGAUUGAUUGGAUGCUCCCUUUUCAGCAUUGCCUCCAAAAUUAGACACUUCCAACUCAUAUGGACAUUUUGGAGUCGCUUUUCGGCGGCUCUCACAGUCUCUCCUUACCCUCAACAGCCAAGCUAGAUCUUCAAGCAAGUUUUUACUCUCAAAACUGAAAAGAAGGCGAAAAAAUUCAGGAUGAAGCCGAUUCCGGAGACGAAGAUGGCGAAAUGGAUCUUGACGUCUCCGCUGAGCUCCUCGCCGCCGCGACGGCAUCAGUCUCUUCAAUAAACGAUGAAACGCCGAAACGGGCACAAGCAGCCUAUCCCAGAAGGUAGUCAAUAGAAUGUCAUCGUAUCUCCAAACAUUCUUAGAUUCAGGAGUAGACCAGAAAGAGGUAAAUUCACUAUUCUUGACAAUAUGGAAGUUGCUGAGGUCGACGACAUCAUUGACGUCGAGUUCAACGUCGAUAUACUGCAGAAUAUUUUCCAAGAUCCUCGAUUGGGGUAAGAAAAAUAGCUUGAAAAUGAGAAUCGAAGACUUACAGAGUCCAGUUUUUGGCUAGGUACGGAUUAAUACCAAACUCGCGAUCCUGCCGGUUACCAGCAUGUCCACGGGAUCAGUUAAUGAGUCUCAUCAAGCACGCCAACGGAUAUGUGGUGCGUUCUACUCGAGUUAUUUCAUACUUCUAGAGCUAUCUAUAUUCUGGUGAACCGCUAUUAUUCUCAAGAACAAAGAAAAGAAUUCACAAGAAAAUAUUGAAAAUUUACAGUGGCGGUGUCGAUCAUGUCGGAAAAGAACAGAACGGCGGAUAAUCACAAAAAUCUCUGUAUACGAAGGAACCUUUCUCUUCUACUCAAGAAUGCCUUUGAACAAGGUAAAGAAAAUAAGAACUCACCUAAAAUAAUAGCUGCUUUAGCUUUUCAUCUUCAUGUACAUUUGGUGCGAAAAUCCUGGAUUCACAAUCAGUGAGUACAAUCGGAUUCUCGGCGAGUACCGUCUAGUCGAAGAAACCAUCUACAACACUAUUGGCUUCUUAAGAGACCACGUCCAAAACUGGUAAGUUUGAAAUAUCAUCUGUUCUCUCAAAAAAAUCUUUUUUCAGGUGCACAUCGGUCUCGUUGAGCCGGAUAGGCGGAGAAGGCCAAACGGUGGAAAUAAUGGAUACGCUACAUACUGAACAGCUUUCCUGCAAACAGAGGAACCGCCGAACUCGCAAUUUCGGAGCCAGAUACGCUCUCAUCUGCUGGACCGACAAUUCUAUCGUUACAGUACCAGACAUCCACCCAAACGUGAGUACAAAUUUGAAAGCCUACAUGUCAAGUACAAAAAAAGGUUCAGCCAUCGCCCGUCGAAAUCUCUCAAAUCAUACAUCAACAUGCCGAACUAGGGUCGAAAAUCGUCAUGCGCGACUUGUUCAUCGAAGAAUGCGGCGGUUUUGAAGACGUUUUUGAGCCUUGUAGAUUAUCUUAUUGACUUAUGGAUUUAGUUGAAAGCUGCGCUAGGAGAUAGCUACUCUUUGACGACUAUCAGCGAAGAAUGGCUGACGUUGAGCGAAGAAGAGAAGGACAAGUAAGUGAUUAUUUCUAAAGAGGUUACUGAGCACUGAAAAAAGUGCCAAUUUGGAUAGCUUAUCAUGAGUUGUUUCUUUUGUUUAUUCAGCGUCAAAGAAAGUUUGGGGCAAAAUCCGAAAGUGUAAGCUUUUUUGCGAUUUCAGUUUCUCGGAGGAAAAAUAUUUUAGAAUCCCGAAAAGCUGUAUACAACUACUAAAGCUUGAAAAUUCAGACAAUUCAUCAAGACAGAGAUGAUGACGGUGCAAAACUACAACCAGGAGCCAUUCGCCUAUGAAUACUUCUUUCGACGGACCUUCCCAAUCAAGCCGUUCAAUGAGCUUCUGAGAAUCAUUCGGCAGCUCUACUCAAAGUGA
Caenorhabditis auriculariae is the source of this 2642-nucleotide messenger RNA. NCBI's taxonomy places the organism in Eukaryota, Metazoa, Nematoda, Chromadorea, Rhabditida, Rhabditidae. The record is from the annotation of a GenBank genome assembly.